Messenger RNA from Kazachstania africana CBS 2517, 657 nucleotides. RefSeq names its product putative rhomboid protease RBD2 (gene RBD2). The record is from RefSeq and is a predicted model, not a curated record. Lineage: Eukaryota; Fungi; Ascomycota; Saccharomycetes; Saccharomycetales; Saccharomycetaceae. Bases 1 to 657 code for a protein of 218 amino acids. The transcript has a single exon.
AUGAUAGAUGAGAGCAUUUUGUUGAGGCAAAAUCUGCAAAUAUUUCUCUACCCUUUUGCCCCACAAAGUAGAGAUUGGUUCGUCAUUGAAUUGUUAUUACUCUUGGGACCAUUAUCACAUUUUGAAAAAAGUUAUGGUACUAUCCAUACUAUGUUCUUCAUGGUCCUUACAGCUUUUAUGAUUGGUGCGUCAUAUUCUGUAGUCGGAUUAUUCUUUCCCACAAGCACAACUUUGUCGGGUCCAUAUUAUUGGGUUUAUUUCUUAUUAGGUUAUUAUACUAGUGCAACUGAACAGAAAAUCCCAUUCUUCAAAACUCGCAUUAAGUUUAAUGUCACUUUCCUAGAAGUUGUGGGAUUCAUUCUAUGUAAGAUCUAUAUCAUGCACGAUAUGUCUUUAUCCACUAUUCUUUUACAUUUGUGCGCUGGUUUCGUUGUCGCUAAUUAUAAAGAUAUCCUAGACUAUUUUGUUCUUUAUCCUGACACAAUUAAUCGCAUUGAAGAUAAAUUACUACCAGAGCGUCCAGAUUUCCUUCCCUAUGGCAUAGUGUACACAAGAGAGCGUGAAAUAGACAGAAUGGUGAACCCACAUCGUCCUGGAAGUGGUAGUCCUAGUCCCUUGCCACGUUUUGUAAAUGAAAAAAUCCAAACGAAGAAAUAA